Molecule: messenger RNA, 2439 nt
Organism: Orcinus orca (killer whale)
Lineage: Eukaryota; Metazoa; Chordata; Mammalia; Artiodactyla; Delphinidae
Gene: SEL1L2
Product: SEL1L2 adaptor subunit of ERAD E3 ligase
Exons: 20
Coding region: 129-2195 (688 amino acids)
Biological process (GO): ERAD pathway
Cellular component (GO): endoplasmic reticulum membrane
Molecular function (GO): protein binding
Source: RefSeq, a predicted model, not a curated record
GCCCAAGAGUAAAGAAAUUGUUGCUUAGCAACCAAGUCCUGACCCCUACAGACCUAAAAAGAGGAAGCUUGUGGACCAGCCACCUAGUUCUGCCUGUGUUACAGUAAGAAGGAGCUGCUUAGGAGAAAAUGAAGCCCUUGUCCCUGCUAAUAGAGAUAUUGAUAAUUCUUGGGGUCACAAUUAAAACUAUUGAAGCAGAAAAACAUAAUAAAAAGCAAAAAGAAAGAAAUGUCACCACACAGGUAUCAGUGAGUGAAAUCAAACAAUAUUUAUCAAAUAUAUUGGAACAAAAAAAAUCAAUUAAUGUGAUCAAUAAAAAAGAAAAUCUCUUAGAAAAAAAGAAGAAUCAGCAUAAAUUAAGAAUAAAAGGAAUUCAAAAUAAACAUCUGUGGAAAAGAAGUAAAAAUCAUUUAAAAAAGCAAACAAAGAAAAUUUUCACUGAUGAAGGAGACCAGCUUUUUAAGAUGGGCAUCAAGAUCCUCCAGCAGUCUAAAAGCCGAAAACAAAAAGCAGAAGCCUACAAACUCUUUGCUAAAGCGUCUGACAUGGGAAACUUGAAAGCUAUGGAGAAAAUGGCUGAUGCUUUGCUAUUUGGAAAUUUUGGCAUGCAAAACAUAACAGCAGCUAUCCAAUUAUACGAGUCCUUGGCUAAAGAAGGAUCAUAUAAAGCCCAAAACGCAUUAGGAUUUUUGUCUUCUUGUGGAAUAGGAAUGGAAUACAAUCAAGCUAAGGCACUGAUAUAUUACACCUUUGGAAGUGCUGGAGGAAGCAUGAUAUCCCAGAUGAUUUUGGGGUACAGAUAUUUGUCAGGAAUCAGUGUUCUACAGAAUUGCGAAGUUGCCCUAAGUCAUUACAAGAAAGUGGCAGAUUAUAUUGCUGACAAAUUGGAAAAAAGUGCAGGUGUUCCAGUGGAAAAAGUGAGACUAACUGAAAGACCUGAAAAUCUGAGUUCUAACAGUGAGAUUUUGGACUGGGACAUAUACCAAUACUAUAAAUUUUUGGCUGAAAGAGGAGAUGUUCAGAUACAAGUAUCUCUUGGACAGUUACAUCUAACUGGGAGGAAGGGUCUAGAUCAGGAUUACUAUAAAGCAUUAUACUACUUCUUAAAGGCAGCAAAAGCUGGGAGUGCAAAUGCCAUGGCAUUUAUAGGAAAGAUGUAUUUAGAAGGGAAUGUUGCAGCACCACAAAAUAAUGCUACCGCUUUCAAAUACUUUUCUAUGGCAGCUAAUAAGGGCAAUGCCAUUGGUCUUCAUGGGCUCGGUCUUCUUUACUUUUAUGGGAAAGGAGUUCCUGUGAAUUAUGCAGAAGCACUUAAAUACUUUCAGAAAGCUGCAGAAAAGGGAUGGCCAAACGCACAGUUUCAGUUAGGCUUCAUGUACUACUCUGGCUCUGGAGUAUGGAAGGAUUAUAAACUUGCCUUCAAAUAUUUUUACUUGGCAUCUCAGAGUGGGCAGCCCCUCGCCAUUUAUUACCUGGCCAAGAUGUACGCCACAGGAACAGGAGUGUUAAGAUCGUGCAGAACUGCUGUGGAGCUUUAUAAAGGUGUCUGUGAACUAGGCCACUGGGCUGAGAAAUUCCUGACAGCAUACUUUGCCUAUAAGAAUGGCGAUAUAGAUUCUUCUCUUGUUCAAUAUGCACUACUUGCAGAAAUGGGUUAUGAAGUAGCUCAAAGCAAUUCAGCAUUCAUUUUGGAAUCUAAAAAAGCUAAAAUCCUUGAAAAAGAGAAGAUGUAUCCAAUGGCACUUCUCCUAUGGAAUCGAGCUGCCACUCAAGGCAAUGCAUUCGCUAGAGUGAAAAUUGGAGAUUACCAUUACUAUGGCUACGGGACUAAGAAAGACUAUCAAACAGCAGCCACGCAUUACAGCAUCGCAGCCAAGAAAUACCACAGCGCACAAGCCAUGUUCAACCUGGCCUAUAUGUACGAACAUGGUUUAGGUAUCGCAAAGGACGUUCGCUUGGCCAGGAGAUUAUAUGAUAUGGCUGCUCAAACAAGUCCGGACGCUCACAUACCUGUGUUCUUUGCCCUCACAAAACUGGAAACUGUGCAUUUGUUUCGAGAUAUCCUGUUUUUUAAUUUUACCAUGAGAUGGAAAUGGAUGAAAUUGGACAAUACCCUUGGACCAUACUGGGAUUUAUUUGUGAUUGGCCUAAUUGUUGCCGUGCUGAUCUUCUUGCUUAGAAAUCGCUACCUGUAGGAUCUGGACCACAGAAAAAACCUGCUCACGGGGACCAGUUCACUUCAAGUCAUCUUCACUAAAUAAAAAAUUUCCCCGUCAGACUCAGGAGUCUGCUGCUGAUUUCCCAUAUAGGCCUGUGAUGGAAAAUGGACAAAGGUUGGGACCCAUCCUCUGAGAAACCAUUCCAGAUCUCCUGCUUAGUUGAGGUGACCACUUGGGGAAGAGGGGAUUGCUGGAGACUGAUCACCUAAGAUUUCCUUAC